CGCGUGUCGCUCUGCCCCCGCGGAGGAGCAACAGCAGGAUGCGCCGGGGGCCACCAAAUGUCCCCGGUGCUCGGGUUGCUGGUGUGGUCUCUCAUCGCUGCCACGACGUACCACCUGCACGCGGCAUACGGCUGGGUGAUGUUUGUGUCCCUCUUCUUCUGGAUACUAACAAUCCUUUUCCUCGUGACUUACCUCCUGCAGCUUCAUCAGAAGUUCUACAUGGUCCCCUGGCCCCUCGUGCUGAUGAUCUCCAACGCUGUGGCCACCGUGCUGUACCUCACGGCCUUCGUGACGAGCGCGGCCGCCGUGCAGCCCACGAGCUGGCGGCAGUGGGACUACAACCGCAGAGCCGCCGCCUCCUUCUUCGCCGGUGUCACCAUGAUCAUUUACGGGGUGAGCACCUUCUUCAGCUUCCGCGCCUGGAAAGGGCUCGGCAGCAACGCGGCCACCAGCCAAGUGACCGACCACGUGUAAGGAGUGGACAGCAAAGCCCAGCCAGGGCCACCCUGCACCAGCUUGUGCCAGGCUUGGUGGCUUGGAGCCUCGUGUGCCAGCAGGGCUCGUUUUGGGACCAGCCUGUGCUGGUCAGCACUGGGUCAUGUGGAUGCUGCCCUGAGGUUUCUGCUGAUGCUCCCAGCACAACCCCACCGGCAUCGCCUCUGGGGGACGCGGACUCGCUGGGGCUGCAGCUCCUGCUCAUCCCCGCGGGUCAUCCGAUCCUCGCUGGAGCAGCUCCACUGAGGGGACUCGAUUUGGCACAGUCCAAUACUAAAAUUCACUAACCCAAGCCCAGGCUCCCCCCUCUGCUCAUUCACAGCUACAGUGUAAGUAAUGCCAUUAACGGGAUGCAGAAACAGUGGCAGAGCUGGAAGAUGGGAAGCGAAGCA
Ficedula albicollis (Collared flycatcher) is the source of this 887-nucleotide messenger RNA. RefSeq names its product plasmolipin (gene PLLP). The transcript has 4 exons. The record is from RefSeq and is a predicted model, not a curated record. Bases 58 to 474 code for a protein of 138 amino acids. NCBI's taxonomy places the organism in Eukaryota, Metazoa, Chordata, Aves, Passeriformes, Muscicapidae. Gene Ontology annotation, cellular component: membrane. Gene Ontology annotation, biological process: myelination. Gene Ontology annotation, molecular function: structural constituent of myelin sheath.